This is a messenger RNA of Drosophila subobscura, 2577 nucleotides long. RefSeq names its product shootin-1. The transcript is spliced from 9 exons. NCBI's taxonomy places the organism in Eukaryota, Metazoa, Arthropoda, Insecta, Diptera, Drosophilidae. Bases 604 to 2157 code for a protein of 517 amino acids. The record is from RefSeq and is a predicted model, not a curated record.
GGUCACACUACCAUCCACCAAUACCAAUUAAAAACUACAAAAUUGUUUGUAACAAAUAUAGAACGAAAUAUACGUAACGAAGUGCAGAAAACAAUGAACUAAUGUAAAGCAAUAGUGCAAGUACUCCAGUUAGCGUGUUCCCCGCGUGGAACUACAUUUUUUUUUCGUUUCCCUCAUUUUGUGUAAUGGUAAUGUGCGCUUGUGCUUGUGUGUGAGAGCGAAUCGAGUAAAAAAAAAAUUACUGUGGAACUUUAGCAGUAGCUACAUCUUUUCGAAAUAUAUGUGUACGUAUACAAGUCAUCCCAGUUGUCGGUGCGAAUGUUCGUGUAAAACUCGCGUGUUUUCGUACAUAGCUUGGUGCGUGAAAUAUUCGCAAAAGUCUGACGACUGAGAAAACAGCAGCACAGGCAAGGCACGGCGAAUCUGGAUUAGGCUGCGGACCAGGACUUAAAGAAGCAGCAGCCUCGACAUAUUACGCCCCACAUUGGGGAUUGGCAGUAGCUGUACCAGCAGCAGCCUCAGCGUAAAAAGCAGCAGCAGGAGCCAAAGCGCAGCGUACGCAUCGUCAGAAAAAGCAGCACGGGAAGCGUGAAGUAGUGCAGGAUGGAGCGACGCGGACGCAUACCGGUGGCCAAGUUCCGCACCCAGGAGGCGAAGACACGCAGCAGAAGUCGCGUUCGGGAGCCGGACUACAAUGAACAGGACCCCGAGCAUGAUAUGUUCACGCUGCUGGAGGAUAACAUUGCCCUGAAGGAGGAGAAUAAGGCGCUGAAGCUGGAGAUUGAAACGCAUAAAACCACACAGGAGGAGCAGCAGAGCCAGCACGAGAAGCUGUGCAUCCAGAUGGAGGCACUGCAGCAGCAACAGGCCAACUUCGAGACGCAAAUCAAGGAGCUGGGCGGCAAAUUCAGCAAGGCCCUUAACGAGCGCAAUGCCCUGGACAAGCUGCACAAAAUGAAGGUCGAUCAAAUACAAAAUCUAACCAGCGAGUUGGAGCACAUGCGUGAGAGACAGCAAGAGCAGGAGCCCAGUCAGGGCCCCCAGUUGGUGCUGGGCUCGGCAGAGCUCAAGCGAAAGUUGUUCAAGAUACUGCAGCAGGGCAGCACCGACAGCGGCGACAGCAUCGGACAUCAUGAUUUUGACAGCCUGGUGGAUGUGAAUGCUGAUGGUGUGCCCAUUACCAGCGGCCUUGUGGAGCGUCUGGCGGAUGAGUUCCUGUCGCUCAAGAAUGCCACAAAUGCCGUGGAGCUGCAGCUGUACGAGGCCAAUGAGAAGAUGGCCGAACUCUUGGAGCAUCAACACUCCCUGGAGGAGGAGAACGAAACGCUGCGCUCGGAGAACACCAAUCUGACAAAGGUGGCCAAGCUGCUCACGGAGAACAUGAAGGAGAGUGUGGAGACCAGUCAGAAAAUGGAGAGUGCUUUGAUCAAGCUGAAGCAGCGCAACGAUGAGCUCACUGCCAAGACACGCGAUCUGACCGAUGGACAGCCGGGAGCGAGGGCCAGCCUCAAGGAGGAGCAGGCCGAAUUCGAGCAGAUCCAGGAUCAGGUGCAGCAACAGGCGCGCGAACAUAACGAGCGCAUUGUGGAAAUGCAAAGUCUAGUGGAUGCGGCUAUAGCAAAAACUACUAACGAUGAACUAAAAAAAUUACAACUUAAGUUGGAGAUACUCGAGGAGCAGCUGCGCGAGGCACUCACGCGUGCCGACCUCGCCGAAGAGCAGCUGGCAAACUAUCACAAGUCGGAGGCGAAGACAGCGGCAGUGGCUGCAGCGCCGCCACCACCUCCUCCGCCCAUACCACCGCCUUUGCCGGGUAAACUGUUGUUCGCGGCACCGACGAAGGUCGGACUGGGACUGGGUGGAGAUGCAGGUGGUGGUGAUGCGGGCAGCUUCAGCGAUCACAUUCUUGGCCACAAUCUGCGCAGGGGCAGCGAUAAGAUAAUAGAUAACGUCAAGCAUCAGGUACAGGCCGAAGCAGCAACAGGUCUUGACGCUUUAGUGCGGGAGUUCAAGUCGGGAGGCGUUACACUACGUCGACGCAAUCGCCGCAGGACUGGCACCAGCGAGGCCCUGAAGGAGAUGUUCCAAGUGCUGGAGAUAAGUCAGAAGCAGAAUCGCAACUCGAAGAUAUGCGUGGACCUGAAUUUAAACAUUUGAUAAGCUCACAAAGGAGCUUCAAGCUCUCUAACUCGCUGCUGUCUUUGGUCUCAAAUCUCUCCUCUCAGGACUCUGCUGUCUGUCGCUGAACAACAACGAACAUUCCAUGCAUUUCCAAAGUUCUAACCCUCCCUCCUAACCUCGUCUAAAACUGUAUUAUUUUAUUAUUGUGUGCCUUUUCAGAAUGAAAUCAAAAAGCCAUUUUACCCUCUAGUAAGCUUAAGACUUUUCCUUUUCAGGAUCUAUUUAAUCCCCGGUAUCUAUACCGCAAAUUAUUUAUAUAUUGUUAUUGGCAUUUUGACAUCAACUUUAUCCGCCCUACGAUAAUGUGUUCAUUUUAACAGGUUUCGCGCUUUUUUACUAAUCUUAACAACCCCAACGAUUUAUAUGUUUUGAAUAAACUUUUACUUUUUAACAAAU